Pyrgilauda ruficollis (rufous-necked snowfinch) is the source of this 685-nucleotide messenger RNA. Its product is annotated as kallikrein-14-like. Gene Ontology annotation, biological process: proteolysis. The coding region runs from base 1 to 666 and encodes 221 amino acids. Gene Ontology annotation, molecular function: serine-type endopeptidase activity. The transcript is spliced from 5 exons. The record is from RefSeq and is a predicted model, not a curated record. NCBI's taxonomy places the organism in Eukaryota, Metazoa, Chordata, Aves, Passeriformes, Passeridae.
AUGACGUGGCGCCCCCUGGCGGCCCCCGCGGCGCACCUGGCGGGGACCCUGGCGGUGUUCCUCAGGGUGACCACGGUGGCCCUGGGCAAGCACCGGCUGUACGCGCACGAGGCUGUACGCGGGGUGACCACGGUGGCCCUGGGCAAGCACCGGCUGUACGCGCGCGAGGCGGGCGAGCAGCGCCGCAUGGUGGCCCGCAUGGUGGCCCACCCGGGCUACGACCCGUCCACCAAGGACAACGACAUCAUGCUGCUCAAGCUGCUGGCCCCCGCCGCCAUCUCCGACCGCGUCCGGCCCAUCCCGGUGGCCUCGUGCCUGCCCCGGCCCGGCACCACCUGCGUCACCUCGGGCUGGGGGGCCACCACCUCACCUGAAGUGACGUACCCCGAGGUGCUGCAGUGUGUCAAUGUCACGCUCUUCUCCCCGGCCGAGUGUCGCAGUUUCUACCCCGGCUCCAUCACCGACAACAUGAUCUGCGCCGGGCACCUGCAGGGCGGGAGGGACUCCUGCCAGGGUGACUCCGGCGGCCCCCUGGUGUGCGAGGGCACCCUGCAGGGCAUCGUCUCGUGGGGCAUGGAGCGCUGCGGGCAGCCGCGGCGCCCGGGCGUCUACACCAAGGUGUGCCGCUACGCCCGCUGGAUCCAGGACACCAUGGAGGACACCUGAGGGGACACCUGAGGGACAC